AAAGUACAUAUAAGACGCUGAUGUUUGCUGGUCAAGAAGAACAGUUUGCAAACGAUCGUCGUCUAGUCAACUUGAAUUGUUUUUGUUUUUUCUUUGUUUUCCAAAAUCCCGUCCGGUUUGAAUAGGAUUUCAUCGUCCAACUUUUGUGGGGGAAUAUGAAGAUUGCCAUUCUGCUUGUCCUUUUGGGCUUAGCCCGCGCUAAACUCCAACUAGCAUCGCCCAAACGAGAUGUUUUCAAUGCCUAUGCAAAUGAUGCCGUGCUUCAACGAGUGACCCGAGCCCAGCCAGCCAUUUACCCGCCAGAAAAGGACCUGACCUGGAUCGAAGAUUCUUACCAACGCUCUUACACCCCUCAACCUUACAGCUUCGCCUAUGACGUUAACGACGGCUACAAUAAUUACGGACACGAGCAACAGAGCGACGGUUACGUGACUUCCGGUUCCUAUCGAGUGCUGCUGCCCGACGGCCGCACUCAGAUUGUUAAUUUCAGGGCGGACAAGAACGGCUACGUGGCCGACGUCAAGUACGAGGUGUCCAUUUUCAAGCCCGCUGCACCGUCCCACAGAGCGUUGCCUGUUGCCCCUCUGCGCAACACGAAUGCCGGGCAGAGCAAGAAAGCCUCUCCGGCCUGGACGGCAUUUACGGCGUAUCAGCCGGAUGCUAAGAAAGCGUCCUACAAAGCUGAUCUAAUCGCUGCCCUCGGCUAUAAAACUACAGCAGCCACGCCUUCCAUUGCGGCUGGCAAAGAAGCUGCCAUCGAUCCGCCCUACAAGACGCCAGCGGCUGUUGCGGAAUACAAUAAAAGGCCAGAGUAUCAAACAGCGCCGAUUGAUUCCGCUCCUGUCCAUCGAGAUUCGUCCGUUCCGGUGUACAAACCUGUGGCCGCUCCGCCUGAUGCGCUAGUCGAUACCAAUCCAACAGAUGCGGAGUACAAAUCGCCGGCUAAACCGGCGCACUCAGUUGCGGUUGGUGUGACCGUACCGGAGUACAGACCUCCGGCUGCUGCGGGAACUAAAAUUCCGGUUGCUCCGGUAUACAAGACUCCAGCCGUUCAAGUCUAUCGAGUUCCAGAAGACCGGACGAACAAGAUUCCGGCCACCCCAUCUGUUCCAGUUUACAGACCGCCAUCAGCUGCUGCCGAAUACAAAGCGGCUGUCACGCCAACCUACCAAGUUGCAUCCGCACCGGAAUACGAAUAUACAACAGAACCCGCUGCGCCAGUUUACACAGUCCCCGCUUCUACACCAACUACCCCAGCGUAUAAAGCAACACAAGUUGACACGACUACACCUUACCGUCCACCAACUACCCCCUCUGUGCAAGCCAUUGCCGUUUACGGUGAGUCAUCCACUCCGGCACCCCGAUUCCGUCCAGCUUGGACAGCCUUCCGGUAUGCAGUUCCAGAAGCUUCCACUCCAUUGCCUUACGAAGGCCAGCCCACAACUUCUGAGUACCCAAUUGCCGCUACUACCCCGGCCUACAGACCUCCUCCGCCAGCUUACGAAGUGGCCGCUCCUGCGCAAGAGGAAUCCGUCUACGAAGUGACGACCGUUCCAGCUGAAAUAUCAACUACACCCGCCUAUCAGAAUGACGCUGCUCCCUGGACGGCUUUCAGAGCUACAGAGGCUCCGUACCAAUCCCCUGCGCUUCCUGCCUACGUGCCUUCAACGACCGUCGAUAGCAUCCGUCCAUUUUACGAGACUUCCACGCUCACAUAUUUGAACGAAGCGCCAACUCCCUCCGCCGCUCCCGACGUAUCCGUUUUUUAUUCUGAGCCGGAGUCAUUGUCCUCCACCUACGAGCAAUCCGCGCCAGCCGCUUGGAAGGCGCGUCCUUCCGUUUACGUUCCAGCCGAAGAAACGACUACGUACAGACCAGAAAUCAAUGACGCAACGACGACUGCACAAAGUGACGUCACCGCUCAGACUGUGACUGCUGCACCGGUUGUUUACGAAGCCCCUACUACCCCGUCAGCUUACAGAACUGUCCCGUCUGCAAUUCGAUCUCCGUGGACUGGACUCCGACCUGCACCGGAUGUCCCUUUGUACUACGUCGCUCCAACCACUUACAGGCCACUUAAUCCGGCCGUCUACAAAGUUCCGGACGCUCGUGUUUAUGAGUCGAACAGCGCAUCGAAAACUUCUUCAUCCGGUCCGACGUGGAACGCUUGGACUGCCUUCCGUUCGGCUCCUGUUCGUCCAGUCGGUCGUCCUGGUUCCCAAGUUUCAACUACUCCCGAUCCUUCCGCUUACAAAUUACCGACACCAUUGGUGUACAGAAAUCGAAAAGCUUAAAAAUUGUUUUGCUUUUCUUGUUUUUAUGUUUGUUUUUGUUUUUCUUUUUGGUUUUUGAAUAUUUUUGAAUAAGAAAGGUUAACUAAAAAACAAGACGAAAAACGGCCAGCUUACAGCGUUGCAUGAAUCGUUAACACUAUGAAUCAAUGUUGAUGAUAUUCCUAUAAAUUGCCAUCCAAAUUUUGCUUUGUAUACUUUGCGCAAAUAUGUUUCAAAUAUACUCUAUGAACACAA
Daphnia magna is the source of this 2528-nucleotide messenger RNA. RefSeq names its product proline-rich extensin-like protein EPR1. The coding region runs from base 156 to 2294 and encodes 712 amino acids. The transcript has 4 exons. Lineage: Eukaryota; Metazoa; Arthropoda; Branchiopoda; Diplostraca; Daphniidae. The record is from RefSeq and is a predicted model, not a curated record.